This is a messenger RNA of Aureobasidium namibiae CBS 147.97, 495 nucleotides long. RefSeq lists its product as uncharacterized. The transcript has 2 exons. NCBI's taxonomy places the organism in Eukaryota, Fungi, Ascomycota, Dothideomycetes, Dothideales, Saccotheciaceae. The record is from RefSeq and is a predicted model, not a curated record. The coding region runs from base 1 to 495 and encodes 164 amino acids.
AUGAUAUCUCUAUUCUCUAACCUUUCUCCUACAAUCAUCCCAAUGCACAACUGGCAUUCAGCUCUUGCGGGUAACAAUGUCCCCCAGGAUAAAUCUAACUCCACCGAACGAGGUAUCCGAAUGACGGGGACCCUGUUUGGAGAGACGUCCGUGCAGGAGUUCAAAGAUCUCCGGCAAGCGAGUUUAGCCCGCUUUGUCUGGAUCGACUCCAUGAACAACUUUCAUACCGAAAUGACCCGUCAAGUUGCCACUACCUCUCUGCCGUCUCAUGCAUCAGAUGUGACCAUAUCCAAGCCUUCGGACCAUGUGGCGCGGUACGGUCUUGCGCGCCUGACGACUUGCUGCAGCCAUCGUAGAUCUUCUAAAGUGCUGCUACUUUUCGACCUCGGUAUGCAACCUGGUGCGGUGCCAUGCGGCAAGCUACUCGAGUACCUGCUCGUUCUUACACCGUACCAGUUCCGUAUCUCGAGGUGUAAUUACAAGCAUUUCGAUUGA